Molecule: messenger RNA, 987 nt
Organism: Melopsittacus undulatus (budgerigar)
Lineage: Eukaryota; Metazoa; Chordata; Aves; Psittaciformes; Psittaculidae
Gene: GPR3
Product: G protein-coupled receptor 3
Exons: 1
Coding region: 1-987 (328 amino acids)
Biological process (GO): regulation of metabolic process; adenylate cyclase-activating G protein-coupled receptor signaling pathway
Cellular component (GO): plasma membrane; cytoplasm
Molecular function (GO): sphingosine-1-phosphate receptor activity
Source: RefSeq, a predicted model, not a curated record
AUGAUGGGGGAAAAGCCCCCCAACUCCAGCGAGAGCCAUCGAGCCUGGUUGGCAGCCAGGAACAGCAGCAGUAGCUCCUUGGACUUGGAGUCCGUGGUGCAGCCCCUUGCCUUGAACCCAUGGGAUGUUGUCCUCUGCAUCUCCGGGACCAUCAUCUCCUGUGAGAACGCUGUUGUGGUGGUGGUGAUCUCCUACAGCCCAGCUUUCCGGGCUCCCAUGUUCCUCCUCAUCGGCAGCUUGGCCACAGCAGACCUGCUGGCUGGGUUGGGCUUGAUCCUGCACUUUGCCUUUGUCUACCUCAUCCCAUCGGAGGUGAUCAGCCUGCUCACCAUGGGGCUCCUGGUCACCUCCUUCAUCGCCAGCGUCAGCAGCUUGCUGGCCAUCACCAUCGACCGCUACCUGUCCCUAUACAACGCCCUGACCUACUACUCGGAGAGGACAGUGACCAGGACUUACCUCAUGUUGAUCCUCACCUGGGGAGCCUCCAUUUGCUAUGGGCUCCUACCCAUCAUGGGCUGGAACUGCCUGAAGGAGCCCUCUGCCUGCAGCAUCGUCAAGCCCUUGACGAAGAACCACCUCAUCAUCCUCUCGGUCUCCUUCUUCCUGGUGUUCGCGGUGAUGCUGCAGCUCUACGUGCAGAUCUGCAGGCUCAUCCACCACCAUGCCCACCAGAUCGCCCUCCAGAGACACUUCCUGGCCACUUCCCACUACGUCACCACCCGGAAGGGCAUCGCCACCUUGGCCAUCAUCCUGGGCACCUUCGCCUCGUGCUGGUUGCCCUUUGCCAUCUACUGCCUGCUUGGGGACCACAGCUACCCGGCCCUCUACACCUAUGUCACCCUCCUCCCUGCCACCUACAACUCCAUGAUCAACCCCAUCAUCUAUGCCUUCAGGAACCAGGAGAUCCAGAGGGUGCUGUGGGCCGUGUGCUGCGGGUGCUUGUCCUCCACGGUGCCAUUCCGCUCCUGCUCCCCCAGUGACGUCUGA